AUGCCGGACCACCAAAUCUUCAAGGCCACUUAUAGUGGUAUCCCAGUCUACGAGAUGAUGUGCAAGGGGGUGGCAGUGAUGCGACGCCGUUCGGAUUCGUGGUUAAAUGCGACGCAGAUUCUCAAGGUUGCGGGAUUCGACAAACCUCAACGCACGCGCAUCCUCGAACGCGAGGUGCAGAAAGGGGAACACGAGAAGGUGCAGGGCGGGUAUGGAAAGUACCAAGGUACCUGGAUCCCUCUUGAGCGAGGACUCGCGCUUUCCAGGCUGUAUGGAUGUGAGCAGCUUCUCCGACCCAUCAUCGAUUUCCAACCCGAGGCGAAGAGUCCUCCUCUGGCGCCUAAGCACCUGGUAGCCGUCCAGAGUGGCAAACCGGGUUCGCGUCGAGCGGUGACAGAGGUAUCUGCUGCAAGUGCUACGAUGAACACGCGGUCGUCCCGCCGACAUCAGACAGAUGCAGGCGACGGCUCAGAUAUUGACACGCUAUCGGUGCGAGGCUCGGAAGAUGGUUCGAUGACCCCCUCCCCUUCUGAAGCUUCCUCCAGUUCGCGCACGCCUUCGCCGAUUCGCAGUACCCCGGAGCCGUCGGUAAUCGGGUCGAACGGUAUUAACGAACAGUAUCACUCACCUCCCCAGCCUAGCCGGAAACGCAAACAACGACCAUCGGCUAUCGAGCAAGAAGAAUCUGACCACGAGACUGCUGCAGAAAAUGGCCUCCACGAAGGCAUCAGCUAUGGUGAACAGAUCCUUGAAUAUUUCAUAUCUGACACAAACCAAAUUCCGAACAUAUUACUCAAUCCCCCUCCCGAUUUCGAUCCCAACACCGCAAUCGACGAAGAUGGCCACACAGCAUUACAUUGGGCAAGUGCUAUGGGGCGCAUUCGCGUCGUGAAGCUGUUACUCACGGCUGGCGCGGAGGUUUAUAAGGUUAAUAAGGCAGGCCAAACAGCACUCAUGCGGAGCGUGAUGUUCGCGAAUAACUACGACGUACGGAAGUUUCCCGAACUCUACGAACUACUGCAUCUCUCCACUCUCAACAUCGACAACACCAACCGCACCGUAUUCCAUCACAUCGUGGAUCUCGCCAUGAUAAAGGUGAAAACGCACGCCGCACGAUAUUACAUGGAGACCAUCCUCACUCGUUUGGCGGAAUACCCUGAUGAGCUUAAGGAUAUCAUCAAUUUCCAAGACGAAGAUGGGGAGACCGCUCUGACGAUGGCCGCCAAGUGUAGGAGCAAAAGGCUAGUCAAACUUCUCCUUGAUCACGGAGCGGAUCCCAAAAUCGCGAAUCGCGACGGCAAGUCAGCAGAGGACUACAUCCUGGAAGAUGAACGCUACCGGUCCUCACCCGUAAUACCUUCUCGCUCGCUAUCGAUGUCAUUCCGGAAUGCCCAGACCGCAUAUCCACCGCCCGAUGCCCCUUCAUACUACUCGUUUGCCCCUGCUAACGGCGACCGACCACCAUUACACUAUUCGGCGACGGGGCAGAAGGCUGCCACGCGCUGCAUCAACGAUGUCGCGAUGAUGCUUGACAGCCUAGCAGGCUCCUUUGACCAAGAGCUAAAGGACAAGGAGCGGGACAUGAACCAGGCGAACGCCCUUCUGACGAAUAUCCAGGCGGAGAUCCUCGAGAGCCAGCGUGCAGUCACCCAGUUGAAGGCGCAAGCUAAGAGCCUUCCACAGGCGAAACAAAGGCUGCAGACAUUGGAAGAGGAGCUCCAGGUGAAGAUGGGAAAGCGGUAUCGUCUUGGAUGGGAGAAGUGGAUAAAGGAUGAGGAAGAACGGGAAAAGGCCAUCCGCGACGCGGCGAACGGAAAACUAUUCGCCCCUUCCUCAGCAGAAGACAUCUCGGAUCUGCUCGCCUUGCAUGCGGGCAUACCUUCGAACCCAGAAAUGAUACACGCGGAGUGCGAGACGCUCAGAGGGGAGCUUGCUGCGCAUAAGAAGAGGAGGAAAGACAUGUUUGACGGAAUCGUCAAAUUCCAGGCAGAAGCGGGUACGAGCGGCAGAAUGGCUGAUUAUCGUCGUUUAAUUGGAGCAGGAUGUGGUGGGGUUCCUCCUGGAGAGGUGGACAACGUGCUGGGUAUGCUGCUCGAGACGUUGGAAUCUGAGGAUCCCGGCGCUUCGUCUGUAGUGUGGAGUGGAAAUGCACGACCAGCAGGUAGCGUUGGGUAA
Sparassis crispa is the source of this 2175-nucleotide messenger RNA. Its product is annotated as Cell division cycle-related protein res1/sct1. The record is from RefSeq and is a predicted model, not a curated record. Bases 1 to 2175 code for a protein of 724 amino acids. Gene Ontology annotation, molecular function: protein binding; transcription regulator activity; DNA binding. The transcript is spliced from 5 exons. Lineage: Eukaryota; Fungi; Basidiomycota; Agaricomycetes; Polyporales; Sparassidaceae. Gene Ontology annotation, cellular component: SBF transcription complex; MBF transcription complex.